AUGUCGGAGCAAGAGAAUGACGAUGAUCAGACUUCGAAUUUGAACGAAUCAAUGGUAUUCGAACCGGCCGCGCGGUCUGACCACAUGCCUAUUCUUACCACAUCCGAGGAGAUUUUCGAAGACGAAACCACGUGCUGGCAGAUAUUCAAAAUUAAAGCUGCGGAAUGGAGCAGGCGCAUACUGUACUUCUAUGUGUCACCAACCGGUCAUUUUUGUUACUACUGGGCCUGCUUGGUUUCUCUCGGCUUACUCUACAAUAUGUUGGCUAUGGUGAUAUUCAUAUUCGAUGAUGUUUACCUAUUCUUCUUCAAACAAUGGCUUUAUAUGAAUAUUUUCUUUGAUUGUAUAUUCUUUCUCGAUAUCCUUGUGCAAUCACGGACAACCUAUACAUGGGAUGGGAGCGAAGUAAAGAAUGUGAAGAUGACGCUGAGGAACUACUACAGAAGUUUCCGAAUAUACUUGGAUAUCCUGGCUUUGCUACCAGCAGAUUUCUUCUUGUUCUUCAAUAGCACCUUAUCUAUGGUUCGAGCCAUUCGCCUUUUCAAAGCUUACCGUCUCAACGACUUUAUCGACAAUAAUCAAAAACGCACAUCGUUUCCGCAUGCUUCGAAAAUUGCACUACUUAUGACUGCUUGUUACAUUCUUUUCCACUGGAACGCAUGCGUCUACUUCAUGUUCAGUUUAGCCGAGGGGUUGUCAGAAGACGAUACGAAUGCUUUUGGAUUUUCAUACUACAAGGUGUUCGAUCCGAGAGUCCCUACAUGUUCGGUUUUCAAUGAUCAAAACUGUCAGUACAAAGAAAACUACUCACUAUUGGACAUAGAUGACUAUCGGCCUAGUUAUAUGCAGGAUAUGUAUUCGUUUUGGGAGGGCAAAUUUGUCAAAUGGGACAUGGGAAAUUUUUCGCGAGAAUACAGUAUGAGCAUAUAUUGGUCGGCUCUUACUAUUACUACAUGCGGGCAGCAGCCAUAUCCAUCAUCAUCACCUCAAAAUAUGCUCGAAGUUGUUGAUACAUUAAUCGGAGUGCUGGUUUUCGCUACAAUUAUUGGUUCUGUUGGUAGCGUUGUUACACAAAUGAAUGAAGAUGUUUAUGAUUUUCGUCAAAAAAUGGAUGGUAUCAGAUUCUAUAUGAAGUACCGAAUGGUGAACCCAGCUAUACAAGAGCGUGUGAUCUCUUGUGUUACGUACAUGCAUUCCCAACAUCAACUCAACGAUGAGCAGGAAUUGUUAUGCGUCCUUCCGCCAAGAUUACAAGGUCAGAUUGCCGUAAACCUUCAUAUGGAGACCUUGAAAAAAGUGGAACUGUUUAAGCAGUGCAGCGCUGGUUUUCUGUACGAAGUCGUUCUACGAAUCAAGCAACAAAUUUAUAACCCGAAUGACUACCUCUUCAGAGCUGGGGAGCGAGCAAGGGAGAUGUUUAUCGUGAAGCGUGGAACCUUACAAGUUAUUGAUGCCGACACUUUAGCUCCGACUUUGACCCUCACUGAUGGAGCUACAUUCGGCGAGAUGUCAGUCAUUCUCAUAGCAGGAAACCAGCUAGGUGAUCGCAGAGGUGUCUCACUGCGAUCUGUUGGCUAUUCGGAUGUCUACAUACUAAAUCAGGACGAUGUCUCUACAAUUUUGCAAGAAUACCCGAUUGAUAGACAAAUUCUGGUUACCAAUGCUCGUGAAAUGCUUCGAUCACGCGAUCUACUCACUGAUGAAAUGAUGGAAAAUGCCGAUCAUUCUGUGGGCAUGUUAUCCUUAGACGAGCAGUUGGGUACGAUGAAAAAACAGAUUGGCGAUCUUGAGAGCCAGCUGAAUAAUAUGUAUAGUUCUUUCAAUGUAACAUCUUUCUACGGAUAUGAAGAAGCGAGUGACGGCCGUGGAGCAGAUUUUUUCUCGAAAUCGAAAGCAAAUCAAAUUCGAUUGCCUACGCGGAAAAAUAAACAUAUGACCAUGUUUAUUACAUUUGAAACUCCAAAGUGGAUGAAGUCGCUGCUGGUAUUAUUGUUUCUGAUAACACCAUUAUAUUAUGUUCGUGCCCAUCCCAUCGAAGCCGAACAUGGUGGUGACCACCACGACGAUAAUCAUAUAUCUACGGAAAGUGGAGAAGAGCAUGCCGAAAUUUUUGAAAAGAAGGAAGUUGCUGAGGAUGCCGCCGAGGCGGAUACAGACACUGAUCCUGUAGAAAACGAAGUUGUUGAAGAAGGUGAAGAAGCACAUGAAGAGGGCGAGAUAUGCGAGGACGAGGCCUUGAAAGAAAAUGAGGAAAAAGAUGACGAUGGCGAGGAGGAAACUGAAACUCAUGUCGAGGAGACAACAGUGAUGACGACACCUACAACUAUUUCAGAAGCAGAACAUAAAGUAGAGAAGAGGGCCGCAAAAACCGGUCAUGGCCACAGACUCUCAGAUAAACAUCAAAUACAAACAAGAGACAAACGGUCGGCUGACGAAGAUUCUGAGGAUGCGUACGAAGAGCUGAAUAGGCGUCGGCGCUCAACAGAAAGUGAUGAAGAGGAAGAAGAUAAGUCUCUUCUUGAACAUGGUGAAUAUCAUGGUCAUGCCGAGAGAAAACGUCGUGACACUAGCGGCAGCGAGGAAGAAGAAGGUCACAAUCUACUCAAGAGACAUAUUGGCCACCACAUCCUUGCACACGAGCACAACAAGAUUGGAGACCUAGACGCUGUACAUCAUGUGCAUCGAGGCGAAGACGCAUCCGAAUUACCACAUUUUGCAUCCGAUGCUGUAGAGCAUGUAGAUUCAGUAGGUACAAUAUUGCUUCAUAUAGAUUAG
Molecule: messenger RNA, 2775 nt
Organism: Cylicocyclus nassatus
Lineage: Eukaryota; Metazoa; Nematoda; Chromadorea; Rhabditida; Strongylidae
Source: the annotation of a GenBank genome assembly